Molecule: messenger RNA, 1104 nt
Organism: Aspergillus tanneri
Lineage: Eukaryota; Fungi; Ascomycota; Eurotiomycetes; Eurotiales; Aspergillaceae
Gene: ATP12
Product: ATP synthase complex assembly protein ATP12
Exons: 2
Coding region: 1-1104 (367 amino acids)
Biological process (GO): mitochondrial proton-transporting ATP synthase complex assembly
Cellular component (GO): mitochondrion
Source: RefSeq, a predicted model, not a curated record
AUGGCGGUUCUUCGAGUGCCUGCAGCACUCCCGCACCAAGUAGCUUUUAUGACUACCACACAACUCUAUGCUCUACGACCUCGCGCCUUUCAUUGCAUCCCAGUAAAGGCUGCCAUAGCCCACCCUGUCACUGCACAAGGUCCACCUCCUAAGGCUCCUUCAGCCGCACAAGAGUUUGGUGACAGCAUAGAACAGCGGAGAAAACAAGUGAGUGGGCCAGAGUCGCGCCCUGUGAGUCCACCAGCUCCACUCAGAAAACGGUUCUGGAAGAAUGUGAAUGUUGAGAAGAAGCCGGAAGGGCAAUAUAAUGUUCUCCUGGAUACCCGGCCCGUCCGAGCACCCUCUAAAGAUAUUCUUUCCAUUCCACCAACAAAACCUCACCUUGCACAUGCAAUUGCCUUGGAGUGGGAUGUUAUGACCACUGCUCAGCAGGCCCUUAAAACCCAUUUAAUCCCACUAACCUCUCUCGCCGCACGAGCAGCGGAUAUUGUUCGCGAAGAUGAACAGGGCAAGACUACCAUAAGAGAUCAAAUAGUAGCUACGUCAAUGCGCUAUCUAGAUACAGAUACCCUGCUUUGUUGGGUACCCGAGCAACCUGCCUUUACUGCUGAAGAAAUCCGCGAAAAUGGCGAGCGACCGGAAAGCCUUCGAGGGGCUCAGAUGAGAAUAGCAGAAGAUACUAUUACGUUUUUGGGCACAAGAGUCUGGCCAGGUAUUGAAAUCAGACCCAUUUUAGACAACGACAGCAUUUUACCUGUAUCCCAGCCUCAGGCUACGAAUGAUACUAUUCGGAUCUGGGUUUCGAAUCUGCAACCUUAUGACCUGGCCGCUCUUGAAAGGGGAAUACUCGCUUCAAAGAGCUUGUUGGUCGCUGUCAGGUUGGUUGCUGAAUGGAGCGAAAACUUCCGUCCUAUUCAACAACCGAGCUCAAAGAAAUUCGGGAUCGAAGAGGCAGCAGAAGCUUCUAGCCUAGAAGUGAACUGGCAGACAGAAAUGUGGGGUGAAGUUGAAGACUCUCAUGAUGUCGAUAAGGAGGAUUUGAGGCGACAGCUUGGUAGCGUUAUUGUUGUGGUGAGUGGCGACGCAAAAGAUCCCGCUAACUAG